Molecule: messenger RNA, 1131 nt
Organism: Camelina sativa (false flax)
Lineage: Eukaryota; Viridiplantae; Streptophyta; Magnoliopsida; Brassicales; Brassicaceae
Source: RefSeq, a predicted model, not a curated record
AAUACGAUAGAGAGAGAAAGGCACGCGAGUUUGCCCAAAGAGAAGUGGGAGAGAAGUUUAAGGAUGUCGAAUUCUAGCGUUAACCGAACGACAAAGGCGACGCAGUUGUCCAACUCUGGGAAAAGGAUAGACGAAAAAGAAGAUUCUGAAUCACUACUGCGAACCGCUGAGACUCUAAAGGGCGAGCUCGAGAGCCUACAGCUUUUGAACGAGAGAUUGCAUGGUGAGAGUCUCUACGGUCUGAGUUUCCACGAGCUGGGUUCCCUUGCAGAGCAGUUAAAGCAGGGCCGUCUCAACGUUGAAGAUGAGUUGCAAGCCAGGCUGUUGAACGAUCCAGAGGGAGACGAUCUGGACAACUAUGACGACAAAGAGAAAAUUCACAUUGAAUUGGUUCUACAGGGUAGACUAAGAGAUUUGAGGAAGCAGGACAGAGAGCUCCGGAGCAGCUCUAGCGAUGGAGAAAGACUAGAGGAACAUGAUGGUGAUGCUCUGCAGCUGCCAAACAUUGAGUAUUUGAGGAGCAAAAUCUGUUUUUGAACGAGAGAAUGUUUGGUAAAGAGCUCGACAAUGUAAGUUACCAGCAACUUAAGAAACUUGAAUCUGAGAUUUCCAGAGAGCUCCGGAGCAGCUUUAGCUAUGGAGAAAGACUAGAUGAGCAUGAUGGUGAAGCUCUGCUGCUGCUACACAUUGAGCAUUUGAGGAGCAAAAUCGAGAGAGUCCGGCUUUUGAACGAGAGAAUGCUCGGUAAAGAGCUCCACAGUCUGAGUUACAGCGAACUGCAGGUACUCCAAUUCGAGAUUAUGAGAUUUCCACAGUUUGGCUCAGUUUGGCUCAAGGCGAUGGCCGAUGGACAAGCCACGAACCUGUACUUCGAGGGGAAACUCAGUCUCGUGAAUUAGCACGGGCGCCACACCACAACUUCCUCGUGAAUUAGGUUCUAGGAGAUGAUCGAUCUUCUUCAUGGGAAGAGCAUAUUAUGAGAGUCGAGUGAUAAACUCUAUCGUUUGUUUAUGUCUGUUUAUGUCUCUAUCGUCUGUUUAUUUCUAAACAUAUUUUAUUAUAACACACUACGUAUGAAGUCUUAAAAAACACUAAUAAUUAUCGUAAAAACAUUCAUUCGUGUGAAGUCUC